AUGUUGCUAGUUUUGAGUUGCCUGGAAUUAGAUUUGAUUACUGAUAUGAUCUUCAUUUUUUCAAAUACUUGUGUUGUUUGGGCCAACGCAGCAUCGGGAAUGGCUGUUCAUGAUGACUGCAAGCUGAAGUUUCUAGAAUUGAAGGCAAAAAGAACUUAUCGCUUUGUGAUCUUCAAGAUUGAAGAGAAGCAAAAGCAGGUUAUAGUCGAAAAGCUUGGUGAACCAACCGAAAGCUAUGAGGAUUUCACAGCAUGCCUCCCUGCUAAUGAGUGCCGAUAUGCUGUGUACGACUUUGAUUUUGUAACUGCUGAAAAUGUUCAAAAGAGCAGGAUUUUCUUCAUUGCUUGGUCUCCUGAUACAUCAAGGGUGAGAAGCAAAAUGAUUUAUGCAAGCUCCAAGGACAGGUUCAAGAGAGAGCUGGAUGGUAUUCAGAUAGAGUUGCAAGCAACCGAUCCAACUGAGAUGGGUCUUGAUGUUAUUAGAAGCCGAGCUGGUGGACCAUAAACUGCCAUCCACGUAAUGGAGAGUUCUCCAUACUCUCUGCUUCACGUAAAUGUCUAUAGUUUGCAGAACAUGAAAACCUUGAUUAGCUAUAAUAUUGGCUUGUUGGUUAUCUUUACUCUUUUAAGUCAUGUCUUAAUCAAGAACAGCAAUGAUUUUAAGAAUACUGUAUGUGGUGUGAUUUUGUCAAACAUAAAUGAUGAUUGUUGGGGAUAGAUAUGAUAUGUUUGUUUUUGCCUAUCUUAUGGAUUCAUCUCGUUCUUGAUACUGAAAUGUUGGUAAACGGGCAUAAGUUCUUUUUUAUUUGAGAACCUGUUCUUGCUUUCUCUUUGUUCCAUGAUACUGGAAUUUGUCGGAACUUUUUCUCACUUAUGCCAUGGUUUGUAGUCUCUAAUAUAGCCUUUGGUGAUUCAGUUACUGGAAGCAGAGUUUGUGGUGUAAUGUACCUAUGCAUGUUUUAUGUUUCAUCGGUAUAGGAGGGUAGUAGCUAU
This is a messenger RNA of Ilex paraguariensis (yerba mate), 992 nucleotides long. The record is from the annotation of a GenBank genome assembly. NCBI's taxonomy places the organism in Eukaryota, Viridiplantae, Streptophyta, Magnoliopsida, Aquifoliales, Aquifoliaceae.